Messenger RNA from Megalops cyprinoides (Indo-Pacific tarpon), 4845 nucleotides. It is a transcript of the gene slc6a9, whose product is annotated as solute carrier family 6 member 9. The coding region runs from base 933 to 2840 and encodes 635 amino acids. The record is from RefSeq and is a predicted model, not a curated record. Gene Ontology annotation, biological process: sodium ion transmembrane transport; neurotransmitter transport; synaptic transmission, glycinergic. The transcript has 13 exons. Gene Ontology annotation, cellular component: plasma membrane. NCBI's taxonomy places the organism in Eukaryota, Metazoa, Chordata, Actinopteri, Elopiformes, Megalopidae. Gene Ontology annotation, molecular function: glycine:sodium symporter activity.
AGUUUUGUUGCCAUGUGAAGGUAAAGGUGAAUCCGGACCAGCUCUGGCUUGUUGGAAAAGAGCUGAUAAAAAAAUGAAGGACAGACAGGGUUUUUGGGUCCAAUAGGUUGAUCUGUGAAAUUACGAAAAUAAACAAGACGUCAGCAGCCGCCUCCCACCGGUUUCCCUCCCCUUAUCUGAUUGGCUCGGCCGGCCGUUUACUGGAUGGCCAGGCGCUUCUUUUCCCAGCAGCAGGCUGAGAUACCGGCCCUCUCUGGGGGCCAGUCUGCCCCCCCCAUCACUGGCCCACCCUGCCCCACGAGCCUCGUGUCAACAUACGCUUAUUUUGUUAUUGUUUUUAUUUCAGGCUGUGCUUAUUCCAUUCUCAGACCCUGUCUGAUGAGCUCAGAUUCAGUCCUUAGAGCCCACGUGUAAAAGUAUGUAAUUGUUUGUGUUGAAUGCAUUUUAAAGUCUGCUCCUCUUGUGAUCACAACUGCUCCUGAUCUACAUCCCCUCUCUCUGUGUUUAAGAGAAGGGCACUCCAGCCUGCUGAGUGUGAGCUGACACUCUGAGGCUUGUGAGCCUUAGGUGUGAUCGAUGUUUUUCCUGCCACUGUGGACAUCUGGCUCCUUCAGUGCGCGAAGCCUAAAUCUCCAGAAUGGUCCCUAGUCUCUCCUCAUAGCCUGUGAACUUUACGCCCCUGAUUCGGUGAGCAGAUAAGCCUUGCCAUUGACGUUACUGGCACGCAGGGUACAGUGUGCAGGUGGCAGAAACUUUGCCCCGCGCCACCCCUCUCAGUGUGGCGUUGGUAAACACUGCCAGCCUCGGUGGCGGGCAGGGGGGUUUUUCCCCGGGGGGUGACCAGGGUGCCCACACGGCGCGGCCGCUGAGUGUCGGCCGUGUCCCGGAGUCUCAGACAGCGGGCGGCCGCAGCACGCACACCUAACGCCAGCAUGACGAAUGGAGCUGUUCCGGGAGAGCAAGUAAAGAGAGAUGAGAACUCGCGGAGAGGAAACUGGGGGAACCAGAUCGAGUUUGUCCUCACCAGUGUGGGCUACGCCGUGGGGCUUGGCAACGUCUGGAGGUUCCCUUAUCUCUGCUACAGAAAUGGAGGCGGUGCCUUCAUGUUCCCGUACUUCAUCAUGCUGGUGUUCUGCGGUAUCCCCCUCUUCUUCCUGGAGCUCUCCUUUGGCCAGUUCGCCAGCCUGGGCUGCCUCGGGGUGUGGAAGGUUAGCCCCAUGUUCAAAGGGGUGGGCUAUGGCAUGAUGGUGGUGUCCACCUACAUCGGAAUCUACUACAACGUGGUGAUCUGCAUCGCCUUCUACUACUUCUUCAUGUCCAUGACCAACCUGCUGCCCUGGACCUACUGCAACAACCCCUGGAACACGGCAGACUGCAGCGGGGUGGUGGGGGCGUCCCGUUUAAACAGCUCCCUGGCCAACGCCUCGGCCGCGGUGUCCAGCCUGGCCGAGCUGGUCAACCGCACCAAGAGGACCAGUCCCAGCGAGGAGUACUGGAAACACAAGGUGCUCAACAUCUCGGACGACAUCGGGAAUUUCGGGGAGGUGCGCCUCCCGAUCCUUGGCUGCCUAGCGGUGUCCUGGGUGGUUGUGUUCCUCUGCCUCAUCAGGGGGGUCAAGUCCUCAGGCAAGGUGGUGUAUUUCACAGCCACCUUCCCCUACGUGGUGCUGACCAUCCUCUUUGUCCGCGGCAUUACCCUGGACGGGGCAGUCAACGGCAUCGCGUACUACCUGACCCCUCAGUGGCAGAAGAUUCUGGAUGCCAAGGUGUGGGGAGAUGCCGCGUCUCAGAUCUUCUACUCUCUGGGCUGUGCUUGGGGAGGCCUCAUCACUAUGGCCUCCUACAACAAGUUCCACAACAACUGCUAUCGAGACAGCAUCAUCAUCAGCGUGACCAACUGUGCCACCAGCGUCUACGCCGGCUUCGUCAUCUUCUCCAUCCUGGGCUUCAUGGCGCACCACCUGGGGGUGGACGUGUCCCAGGUGGCGGACCACGGGCCGGGCCUGGCCUUCGUGGCCUACCCAGAGGCGCUGACGCUGCUGCCCAUCUCGCCUCUCUGGUCCCUCCUCUUCUUCUUCAUGCUCAUCCUCCUGGGCCUGGGAACUCAGUUCUGUCUGCUGGAGACCCUCGUCACCGCCAUUGUGGAUGAAAUCGGGACGGACUGGAUCAUCAAGAACAAGACGGUGGUCACGCUUGGGGUGGCCAUUGUGGGUUUCCUCCUAGGAAUCCCCCUGACCACACAGGCUGGGAUCUACUGGCUGCUGCUCAUGGAUAACUACGCGGCCAGCUUCUCCCUGGUCAUCAUCUCCUGUAUUAUGUGCAUCUGCAUCAUGUACAUUUACGGAUACCGAAACUACUUCAAAGACGUGGAGAUGAUGCUGGGUUUCCCUCCUCCGAUCUUCUUCAAGAUCUGCUGGAGAUUCGUGUCGCCCGUCAUCAUCACUUUUAUCCUGAUCUUCACUGUAAUCCAGUACAAGCCGAUCACCUACAAUGAUUACAUCUACCCGAACUGGUCUUUAAUCAUCGGCUUCGCCAUGGCCCUAUCCUCGGUCAUCUGCAUACCCAUCUAUGCUCUCUACAAGAUAGCCGUGUCUGACGGGUCCACAUUGUUAGAGCGGUUUAAGAACUCAAUGAAGCCGGACCAGAGCUGGGGCCCGGCCCUGCUGGAGCACCGGACAGGGCGCUACGCCCCUGGGGGGGCCCUGGGGCCCGACGGCGGCCUGGAGGUGCGUCCCCUGAAGGAGGAGCGGAAGGAGGAGGAGAAGGAGAAGCUGGACGAGAUCAGCCUCACCAUCCAGGGCAGUAACGGCUCCACGCACAACCCGACCCCCAGUGCAUAGACGCAGCCACCCACCCCUUUCCCACCCAGCACAGUGGGGGAGACCAUACUCGCAGGAGACCUUUACAUAUUGUAAGGGCUUAUUAUUUCUAACCUCUAGAGAAUUGGUCGUCAUCCAAAAUAUUUUAUUUGUCCACAUAAUUUAAUAAUGCAGUUUUUUUUAAAAGAAGAAAAAAGAAACAUUUUUUUCAUAUGCAUGAGAAUCUAGAAAUGUUGCAUACACUGUUUUGUACAUAGUACAAAAAUGACUAGUGAGAGGGAUACAUUCUUCUUUUUUUUCUCUUCCAAAUUGUACAAAAAUCCAGAUAUGUGAUAGUAGCAGCAGCACUUGCAACAGGCAACUCGGGCGUACAGAUAGUGCUGGCAGUUUUAAAGCUGGAGACCAAAUGUUCCUUGCGUCGACACUGCCGACAUGUCCAAAUAGCACCGCUCUUCUGAUCUCUCCUGGAGCCGCUCUGGUUCUCCUCUCACCUGCUCUUCAGCACCUGGUAUCUGGCACCUUGUUCCGUAGUCUCAACUUAGACUGUUGUUCAAAAGCUGCUUUUAAAUUAUUGAGAACAGCAGCUAAUGAGUCUAUUCGGAGCCAAGUGCUAUUUCGAUGUGUCCACCCGCUAGAUCUUGUCUCAGUUGCGUCCUUUGGAUAAAGCUUGAUGUUUGACAUGCCAGUUUUCUUUUUCAUACCACAAGGCGGAUAUUAAUCGUUUUAAACUAGUUUACGCUGCCAGUGAAUGCAGAAAUUAAACGUAGAUUGUCACAUAACAGGAAAGCUUGUGGUAAUGUACAUGUGGUCUGUACUGGGCAUGAAAAUAACGGUUAUUUUCAGUUAUUGUCAGAUGUUAGUGGGCAUUCUGUAUGUGUCUGAUCCCUUUAACAAUGAAAGCUGUUCACAGCUUGAAACUUAAUUCACUUCCUUGGCGAAUACAAUGAUAUUUUACAGAGAGCUUGACAUUGAAAACAAGUGUCACAGGGUUGCACCUUAACUAGAAGAAUUGAAAUAAGGAAAAGAACAAGAAGUGGGCUAGGUUUAGAGUAGCUUCUACUUUAUUUCAGCACAUUAGUGCUCCAGAUUUAACCUCAACCUAUGUACCAAUACAGGCUUGCUCGCUAAAGAAGGACCACCACCCCCCCCCCCCCUUCCAUAUGAUAAAACUUUUGAGAAAAAUCAGAUGAGAAAAUGUAGCUAACUCUACGUGAGAGAUACAGUCUGUCAUGGCAGGGAGGGUGGACACACUGACAGAUACACAGACACAAGACUACAGAACAGCACGCUUGCUGGAACACAUACAUGCCAGUUAUUGGCUGGAAUCGUGUGUGUGAUCUGGUAACACAAUCCUUUGUCUGAAACAUAAUUAUUUUUGUCCGAAACACUGACCCCUAGAGGGGAACCUUGGUAGGUUAUUCAUUAGAUUGGUUUGGAUUGUAGCUUGUAAAGCCUCAAAUGAAGAAAACAUUCUUUUUUGCUGUUUUAAAUUUUUAUCAGUUGGUAAGCAUUACCAGCCAUCAACAAGUAACAGAAAACCCAAGAUUUUCAUUAAUAUCCCUAAUAUAUACUAAUUUUCACAAAUGUAUGCUUACGUGCAUAUCAGUAUGAAAGGAUAUUGGACUCCAGCUUUCUAAACGGCUACCCCGAUUGGUUAAAAUGCUUUUUUUUCCUCCGUGCCCAUUCUCAGGGUCCCAACAAGUAUGCUUUCUGAACAUUUUCAACACCAGAAUGAGUGUUGCUUUGAUUAGGGGGUCGGUGUGUGUGUGUGUGUGUGUGUGAGGGAGAGAGAGAGCCCAUAGAAGUAAUAAUUCAUUGAAACUAAAAUACUGCUAGCUACAGCUCAGGUGCCACUUUCGUACGGUCUUCCAGACAGUUCAGUGUGAAAUGCGUCUUGAGACAAAAUGUCUCACUUGCGAAGGGAGCAUUUGACUUGAUAACCUUAGAAAAUACAUAUCUGUGUGCACACUAAGGAAGUCAUGACCUCUGUUAUUGUAUUAACUGCCCCGUAUGGGGGAGAAAAAAA